Messenger RNA from Neohortaea acidophila, 1113 nucleotides. RefSeq names its product acyl-CoA N-acyltransferase. The transcript is spliced from 2 exons. Gene Ontology annotation, molecular function: aralkylamine N-acetyltransferase activity. Bases 137 to 928 code for a protein of 263 amino acids. The record is from RefSeq and is a predicted model, not a curated record. Gene Ontology annotation, cellular component: cytoplasm. NCBI's taxonomy places the organism in Eukaryota, Fungi, Ascomycota, Dothideomycetes, Mycosphaerellales, Teratosphaeriaceae.
AUGACCUGUACCAUCUCGUUUCGUCCUUGUUAUCAACACCGCAUUUACUGUCAACAAAAGCAGCACCCUCUGUGGAUCUAUACCCAAACACUCAACCGUUCCAGCUGCAUCACACAUCCUCCGCCCGCAGUCCGGAAUGCCGCGCAACCUAGAAGCCCUGGCAGGGAAGAACGCGUCACACGAGCCCCCUCAUCUCACCAAGAGCCCCGAAGCGCUGGACCCAGGACUCUACGACGACGACGAAGAGGAAGCCACGCUAGAGAGUAUCCUGUCGCAGCGCAACGAGAAGAGAGACGAGAUCCACCCGUACACGCAGACCCUCUCCCUCUCCGACAUCGACUCCUGCGUACUACUCGAGGAACAGGCGUUUCCACCCAACGAACGUUGCACGCGAGAAAAGUUUCAAUACCGCUUGUCGAAAUGUUCCGAACUAUCCCUGGGCGUCUUCACAUCUCACGCGGAGGGCAAGAUAGCAACAGCUGAGACCUCCCUCCCUGUCUACAGCGGUGCACCAGAGCGCAAAGCCGUGCUACUGGGACACAUUGUGGCCACCAGAUCGACAAAUCCAGCCGUGACGGAUGCCGACAUGGAAAUCCCUACCUCUGAAUCCCCGGAUGCUGGGCACAGGGAAGAGGGCCGGACGAUCUGCAUUCACUCUCUCGCUGUGCUGCCCGAGUAUCAGAAGCGGGGGCUGGGGAAGACGCUGAUGAAGGCUUACAUUCAGCGGAUGGAGAGCCAUGGGGUCGCUGAUCGUCUUGCUUUGAUUGCGCAUGAGGCGCUCAUUCCUUACUAUGAGGGCUUUGGCUUUCAGAACAAGGGGAAGAGCAAAGCGCAGUUUGGCGGUGGUGGGUGGUUUGAGAUGGUGAGGGAAUUGAGAAACGAAGAGGAGAUGGAGGAGGAGGAAGUGGAGAUCGACGUGCUCGAGUAGUCGACCCGUGGUUGAAUGUUUGAGAGCUCCAGCGUGGCGUCGUUCCAUCCCUUUUCAUCGAAAGGAGAUGUUGUAACCGGUGAGCAGUGUGUUUGAACGACUGCAUUAUCAUGGUCAUUGUUCCUACCGGGAGCAUUGUACGUUAUUCUUUCCCCAAUCAAUCGCUGACAGAACGUCACGCAAGU